Molecule: messenger RNA, 2269 nt
Organism: Coccidioides posadasii C735 delta SOWgp
Lineage: Eukaryota; Fungi; Ascomycota; Eurotiomycetes; Onygenales; Onygenaceae
Biological process (GO): positive regulation of transcription by RNA polymerase II
Cellular component (GO): nucleus
Molecular function (GO): DNA-binding transcription factor activity, RNA polymerase II-specific; transcription cis-regulatory region binding; zinc ion binding
Source: RefSeq, a predicted model, not a curated record
AUGAAUAAAGAUGACAGGGGAAGGCUGAAGGGUUUUUAUUCGUACAAGAAUACAUUUGAUGAGAAUAGUGUGUGGUUGGAGAUACCGAAGCAAGUGACUUUUAUUGACGUUACCGAUCCUUAUGCCGAUGAAUUGGAGGCUUCUCUUGCGGGGCCCGAGAGCGCACCUACAAAUCGACCAUCGAAUCUUUGGGGUAACAAUGGACUGCAGCAUCUUCGCUCAGCAGAUACUCAGACUCAUGGUCUUGAGGCCCUUUCCGCGGCCGCCACGGGAGACACAUACACUUUGCAACAACCGCCAGCGACUACGGGACAAAUAUCCGUCAGCUCCACUGUACAUAACAAUAUUCCCUUCGCUCAGACGGAGGCUCACCAUACGCUGGGAUCCAUGCCAUCUCCGAAUCAAAUACGGUCAUCCAUGACAGAUCCUGCUUCCCCUUCAAUAUCAAUCGCAUCGAAUAAUAACAUAAAUUUCCUUCUUAAUCCGUCUACAUCAAUUUCUCCACCAAUCGAUCCAAGCCUUCACGCACCCAGCGAUCGCAGAGAGUCCCCUUUUCACCAGAGGGUCAUUGGUUCCCAGACAAGGCCCGUCGAAACUGACCAUGAGAUUGCAUUCUUACUCCGGCAUUUCUCAGAAUCUCCCGGACAGUGGAUGGACCUUUUCGAUCUAGGCUCUUAUUUUGCAUCGCACGUACCCAUUAAGGCCGUUUCGAAUCCUCUUCUGAAGUACGCCGCCUGCGCCUAUGCCGCAAAACAACUUGGUAGAGUCAAGGGAGCCAAGGGCAACGUUGGUGGUGUCUGCAGCAGACAAGCAAGCAUGGAAAUAUGGCCAGAUGCAGACAGGGUUGACUGGUAUUUCCAUGGAGCUAAAUAUUACGAAAAAGCUAUCCAACUACUCAUGGAAGCGUUACAACAUGACGGGCAAGGUCUUCCGAUUAGCACUGCGGAAGGCUUAGGACAGUGGCAAGCAGCGGAACUGUGCAGUGCAGAUGAACAGAGUCAUCCUUAUAAGCGACGGCGGAGGUUUUCAAACAGCCGAAUGUCGAGCGCGAAUUCUGAUGAAGUUCUAGCUGCUACAGCUAUCUUGUCCGUGUACGAAUUUUUGGACGCAACAGGGCCGGCAUGGGAUCGGCAUUUGAGUGGAGUAAAAUCACUAUUAGAUAUUGCAGAAGUUGGGAUGAUGCCACUUGAACAAUGUGUAUCCCCUGGAGAAACGCCUCGACCUCCCUUACGGAAAGCCAGCUUUUCCAAGGCUAGGAGGGCAACGUUUUGGAAUUUUGCCAGGCAAGACUAUCUAUCAGCUUUUAUUAACAAGUGUAAAUGCCGAUUGGACACAGAUGAUCUGACUUUAUGGACAGAGGCAGGGCUCCUGUUAAAUGACAUGGGAUAUGUUCAACCGAGUAAUACAUCCGUUUGCUACCAGGAGGGAGAGGAUGUCAUGAUGGAAGACAUGAUCUCAAAUGCCCUAGUCUGGUUGUCUUCAAAAAUUGUUAAUUAUCUAGCAACCGACGAUAGCAAUGCGCGGCGAACAGAGACUGCUUUAAUGGCCCGGUGGCAACAGCUACGAACUGAGGUCGAUGUAUGGUAUCGAGGAUUGUCAGAUGCAUUCAAACCGUGUGCGCGGGUUUACCACCCGCCCUCAUCGUUGAAAGCGAACGAAGAACCGUACCCCUUCCAAGAAAUUUGGUAUAGCAUUCCCAUGUGUGCGUCAGCAAUGCAGCAUUACCACAUGGCUCGAAUCCUGCUACUUGUGAACAAACCACCUGAACCAACCGCCUUCAGAGGUACAGUAGCCGGCCAAGAAAAUCCCCAUCGGUCGGUGGAAGCCGAGAUCCGCUUCCAUUGUCUUGAGAUAUGUGGGAUAUCUUUGUCUAGGCCAGACGCUUCUGCACGGAUAAACUCUGUCCAGCCGCUAUUCCUCAGCGGUAUACACCUUACUGACGAUCGAGAAAGGAUGACUGUUUUACGAUUACUUCGAGAAAUCGAAAGUGACCUUGGCUGGGCGACUGAAUACCGUGCGGAACAGCUGCUGAAGCAAUGGGGGUGGAAUCACAACGGUGCUACAUGACGGCCCUCAGUAUUGAAAAGAAAUAUAAAUAUCUACAAUGUCCAGCGCUUUGAACACAUACAAAUGAAAAAUUCGAACAUGGGUUUGCGGCUGACAACUGGCGCUUGGUUAUUCCAUACGGAGCAAACUACAGCAUGCCAUAUUGAAGCUUAGCCGGCGACACUUGACUAUCAGAACCCAUCGACAAAAUCUUCCAAUUUUC